CCAGCCUGCAGGUGUCAGGGAAGCUCCUGGUUGCCUCUGGUUCUGCUGGAAGUGAAAGUGAAAGAGGCGGAGGGGUGAGGAUCUGGUGGCAGCAGCAGCGGGAAGUUCUGCACAGAAUCAUUUCUGGACUCUGAGAUUCCUUGGAGCACAAAGAUCACUUGGAUAUCGUGGCUGUGAGCACCCAGAGGUACAGCACCCAGAGAUACAGCACUCAGAGAUACAGCACUCAGAGAUACAGCACCCAGAGAUACAGCACCCAGAGAUAAAGCACCCAGAGGUAAAGCACCCAGAGGACCUGUGUGGGGCAUUCAGUCCAGUUAUCAUGGAGACCCCUGAAGGUACAACUGGAUGUUGGAGCCCAUCCCUUCCGUCAUUCUUACUGGGGGUCACAGCAGCCAUCCUUGGCUAUUACUGGAUGUGCAUGUGUAAGAAACCCACCAUUGUGUCCUCCAAGCCUCUCCGCUUGCUCUUGGAGCGAUAUUGCCCAGUUGUCAGUGAGAAGUUCUACCCCACCAUCUGGUGCUUUGAAGGGAGGAUGCAGACUGCACUGUGGAUCCACUUUGUGCGCAAGCCCAUAAUGUCCUACAGAAAUGAAGUCAUUGCGGCUGAGGAUGGGGGGCAACUCUCGCUUGACUGGAAAGAUAAUGAGGAAAGUUCACAGUUCCCUGAUGGUGCCACUCGCCCAAUUGCUAUUAUUCUUCCUGGUCUGAAUGGCAACAGUCAAAAAAUCUAUAUACUGAACCUUGCGAAGGCAGCCAUGGAGGUGGGAUACAGAGCCGUUGUGAUUAAUAAUCGGGGAUUUGGUGGAGAGCAAGUCCUGACCCCCAAAACCCUGUGUGUGGGCUACACCCUAGACAUGAGGACGGUGGUUUGUCAUUUGAAGAGUAUAUAUCCUGAAGCUCCCCUCGUGGCUGUUGGUUCGUCAUUGGGAGCGGUGAUCCUCCUUAACUAUUUGGCUGAUUAUGGUGCCUCCUCACAUCUCCAAGCUGCUGUCUCUUUGUCUCCUCUGUGGAACUUGUUUCAGUCAGAUAUAUCUCUGUCCAAGCCCCUCAAUCAUUGGCUGCUCCACAAGACCAUCAUUCAGGGGGUAAAGAAGACGAUGAGGAGAUAUUACUCGGUCAUUUCCCAGAAGGUUGAUGUAGAUCAUGUUCUUGAGUCGCAAACUCUCAGGGAAUACGAUGAGCGCUACACCGCGCCUGCCUACGACUACCAGUCCUGUGAUGAAUAUUAUCGUAAAGCAAGUCCAGACCAUCGACUCGGGAAAAUCCAGACCCCUGUGCUCUGUCUCUGCUCACUGGACGAUCCCUUCUCCCCCAGCGAUGCAAUUCCAUUGGCUGAGGUGUCGUCCAAUCCCAACGUUGCUCUGCUAAUCACCACCCACGGGGGACAUAUUGGUUUCCUGGAAGAUCUGGUCCCAAACCACCAGCGCUACAUGGACCGGGUGUUUCAGCAGUUUGUGGUGGCAGUUUUGGAUCACUAUAGACAAACAUAGGGGCACAGACACACUCCACUCAGGGGCCCCGGGAAGAACAAAACCCAAGGGCCCAGCGCUGCACCCUGUCUCCAACCCCUUCCCCUUCAUGGAGCCCAAAAGUCCAAUCAACAAACCCACUGCAUUAAUUACUCAUUAGUUGAAGUGUAAGAAACACGUUCUGUGUGAUUUCUGCCUCAUUUCUAUUGAUCCUGAGGAAGGUUCCGCCUGAAACAGAAUUGGACAGAGAUCAAGUGGGAAUGUUUGUGCCUUUAGAACUGCGCUCCAUUGUGUUAAACUAGAGGAGACUGGAUAUUGGCCCCAUGUAUAUGUAUUACACAAGUAUUAUAUAAAUACCUCAUUGUAAAGAUAACUCCACACCCAAGAGCUAACACUCUAAAUUGCAAUAUGUCUGGCUGCUUCCAGAGACUCAGGUGCUAUUGAAGAAUGGGAUGAUGGGUAAGAAGAAAGUGUUCAUUACUGUUGUAGUCUCAGGUCUGAUAUAACUGUCACCUCUGGGGGGCAGUAAGAGUAAGUUGGGGGGUAAGUGCACAAUUACCUUUCAUUUCUCUAUUACUUUCCAAUAAAGGAACUCACAGUGUUAA
Messenger RNA from Xenopus laevis (African clawed frog), 2076 nucleotides. RefSeq names its product abhydrolase domain containing 1 L homeolog (gene abhd1.L). NCBI's taxonomy places the organism in Eukaryota, Metazoa, Chordata, Amphibia, Anura, Pipidae. Bases 323 to 1492 code for a protein of 389 amino acids. The record is from RefSeq and is a predicted model, not a curated record. The transcript has 11 exons.